Suillus fuscotomentosus is the source of this 354-nucleotide messenger RNA. RefSeq names its product histone-fold-containing protein. Gene Ontology annotation, cellular component: nucleosome. The coding region runs from base 1 to 354 and encodes 117 amino acids. Lineage: Eukaryota; Fungi; Basidiomycota; Agaricomycetes; Boletales; Suillaceae. Gene Ontology annotation, molecular function: structural constituent of chromatin; protein heterodimerization activity; DNA binding. The record is from RefSeq and is a predicted model, not a curated record. The transcript is spliced from 5 exons.
AUGACACCUCAACAUCCAGAUAACAUUUGGACUGAUCAAGAAAUAGGAGACAACGAAAGUCUUAUGGACCUCGAUAACGUCCAGACUGGUCAAGAAAUAGGAGACAAUGAAAGUCUUAUGGACGUCAAUAACGUCCAGACUAGUCAAGAAAUACCUCAUGUGAAGAAGACUCAUCACUUCAGACCUGGCACAGUUGCCCUCUGUGAAAUCAGGAGCUAUCAGAAAUCCACCGGGCUGCUCAUCCGCAAGCUCCCCUUCCAGAGGCUUGUGCUGGCUGCCAUUCACGCCCCGAGAGUCACCAUUCAGCCCAAGGAUCUUGCUCUUGCUCGCCGUCUCCGGAGCGAACGUUCCUAA